Molecule: messenger RNA, 632 nt
Organism: Cotesia glomerata
Lineage: Eukaryota; Metazoa; Arthropoda; Insecta; Hymenoptera; Braconidae
Gene: Roc2
Product: RING-box protein 2
Exons: 2
Coding region: 237-575 (112 amino acids)
Biological process (GO): ubiquitin-dependent protein catabolic process; protein ubiquitination
Cellular component (GO): Cul5-RING ubiquitin ligase complex; nucleus
Molecular function (GO): zinc ion binding; cullin family protein binding; ubiquitin protein ligase activity
Source: RefSeq, a predicted model, not a curated record
CGGGCGCUGUUGUAGAGGACACUAGUAUAAAUUCCAAAUAAUCAUCAAUGUAAACAACUUUAACUACGUUCCGUAGCUGAAUUAACCGGACGUUUUAUUGAAAUAAAUUAAUUCAAUACAUUUGUUAUCAAUUGAACAUGAUUAAAAGUGCUUGAAUUAAUUAAAUUGAAUUGAAUUGACAAAAAUUAUCAUUAACUUUGAGUAAAGUCAGCUGUAAAAAAGUUUAUAACCUAAAAAUGUCGGAUCAUGAUCACGAUAGCAGUGGAGAUCGCGGUGAUGGAGAUAGUGCUAAAUCAGAUAAACUAUUCACUCUGAAAAAGUGGAAUGCUGUCGCGAUGUGGAGUUGGGAUGUUGAAUGUGACACAUGUGCUAUUUGCAGAGUUCAAGUCAUGGACGCAUGUUUACGUUGUCAAGCUGAAAGCAAAAAGGAUUUUGACGGUCGCCAGGAUUGUGUCGUUGUUUGGGGAGAGUGUAAUCACUCAUUUCAUUACUGCUGUAUGUCACUUUGGGUCAAACAAAACAACCGGUGUCCACUCUGUCAACAGGAAUGGUCCAUCCAGAGAAUGGGAAAAUAAUUAUGCACUUCAUUUUUUAGUUAUGAAAAAUUCAUUCAUUUUUCUAAAAUCUGUAUC